ACAAAUUGGAACAAUAAGUUUGUGAUCCCUCCCAAAACUAUGACACCUUCUAGAGUACUUUUGUUCCAAUUCUACCCUCUCCUUCUUCUCCCAUUACUCCUGCAAUCAGUCUCACACAAAAUCCCAAGACUCUCUCCCCACAACAAAGAAGCAUUGAUCUUGAGAAACCCUGAUGACGUCAUCUCUACAUCAGCCAUUUCAAAAGAUUUUAAGACACAUUUCUACUCACAAACUCUUGAUCAUUUUAACUAUGCCCCUCAGAGUUAUGCCACUUUCAGACAAAGAUAUGUUGUGAAUUCUAAGUAUUGGGGUGGCCCAACCUCAAAUUCCCCCAUUUUUGCUUAUCUUGGAGCAGAAGCACCACUGGAUGAAGACCAGGAAGUUAUUGGUUUUCUUAAUGAUAAUGCUCCUCAUUUCAAGUCUCUUUCAGUUUACAUUGAGCAUCGAUUUUAUGGAAAAUCAGUGCCUUUUGGAAAAAUGGAGGACGCCAUGAAAAAUGCUACGCUGCGUGGGUAUUUUAGCUCAGCUCAAGCUAUAGCUGAUUAUGCAGAGAUUUUGUUGCACGUAAAGCAUAAGUUUGCAGCACAUUAUUCUCCAAUUAUUGUCGUUGGAGGAUCCUACGGAGGAAAGCUAGCUUCGUGGUUUCGGCUCAAGUAUCCACACAUCGCUCUAGGCGCUCUAGCAUCAUCAGCUCCGGUUCUUUAUUUCGACAAUAUUACUCCACAAAAUGGAUAUUACUCGAUUGUAACCAAGGACUUUGAGGAGGUCAGCAAGAACUGCUACCAAACUAUUAAAAACUCAUGGGCUGAAAUCGACAAAGUGGCAUCAAAACCUAAAGGCCUCUCCAUACUUAGUCAAAGAUUCAAGACUUGCUCGCAUUUGAAUAAUUCUGAUGAGCUGAAGGAUUUCUUGGACACAAUGUACUCUGUAGCAGCUCAGUAUAAUCAUCCGCCAACGUAUCCGGUGACUGUUGUGUGUAAAGGGAUCGACGGAGCUCCGGCAGGGACUGAUGUCAUUGGCCGGAUUUUCGCCGGCGUCGUGUCUUACAGAGGGAAUAGGACAUGCUAUGAUACAAAUGCCUAUAAUUAUCCUAGCGAAACUAGCGUUGGAUGGGAAUGGCAAACUUGUAGUGAAAUAGUGAUACCGAUUGGAAGAGGAGAAAACGACACAAUGUUUCCAGCAGCUCCAUUCGAUUUACAUGAAUUUGCUAAAAGUUGUAAGGACUUUUAUGGUGUCCCACCUCGUCCCCAUUGGAUUACAACGUAUUACGGAGGCCAUGAUAUUAAAUUGGUUUUGAACCGAUUCGGAAGCAACAUAAUAUUUUCCAAUGGUCUCAGAGAUCCUUACAGUAGCGGAGGGGUGCUAGAAGACUUGUCAGAAAGUAUAGUUGCGGUAACUACGCCCAAAGGUUCACACUGUCUGGACAUACUGUACUCAGCCAAAACUGAUCCAGAUUGGCUCAUUCUACAAAGGAAAAGAGAGAUUGAGAUCAUCGAAGGAUGGCUGAAAACAUACUAUUCUGAUCUUCAGGCCUUGAAGAGAUAGAUAGAACUGAGGACAUUGUUUUUGGAAGCUUCUUAUUUUACUUCUUCGAAGAAGAAUAAUAUGCUAAUUAUUUAUGAAGAUUAAA
This is a messenger RNA of Sesamum indicum (sesame), 1630 nucleotides long. RefSeq lists its product as uncharacterized. Gene Ontology annotation, molecular function: serine-type exopeptidase activity; dipeptidyl-peptidase activity. Lineage: Eukaryota; Viridiplantae; Streptophyta; Magnoliopsida; Lamiales; Pedaliaceae. Gene Ontology annotation, biological process: proteolysis. The record is from RefSeq and is a predicted model, not a curated record.